Molecule: messenger RNA, 5644 nt
Organism: Procambarus clarkii (red swamp crayfish)
Lineage: Eukaryota; Metazoa; Arthropoda; Malacostraca; Decapoda; Cambaridae
Gene: Mvd
Product: mevalonate diphosphate decarboxylase
Biological process (GO): isopentenyl diphosphate biosynthetic process, mevalonate pathway; isoprenoid biosynthetic process
Cellular component (GO): cytosol
Molecular function (GO): diphosphomevalonate decarboxylase activity; ATP binding
Source: RefSeq, a predicted model, not a curated record
AGAACAAAACAAAAAACGCAGGCGCGCGUACGCACACGCACGCACCGGGCUGCUCCACCCUUGCAACAGCUGUGCUGCUGAAGUAGGUGUGGCUCCUCUUACCUGCUGCUGCUAACGCAAUAAGAAGAGCAACAACAAGUGGAGAGGAGGGUGAUGGCACAGGAGGCGAGGGCCAAGAUGAAGAGGGUGACGUGCACAGCGCCGGUGAACAUCGCUGUCAUUAAGUAUUGGGGAAAGAGAGAUGAGAAGCUAAUUUUGCCUUUAAAUGACUCCAUCAGUUUCACCUUGAGUCAAGAUGAAAUGUGUGCAAAGACAUCAAUUGCAAUUUCUCCGCAUUUCACAGAGGAUAAAUUUUGGCUAAAUGGCAAGGAGGAGUCACUAGAAAAUCCAAGAAUACAAAAUUGUCUGAAAGAGAUUCGUCGUAGAGCUUCAAAACGAAAAUUGGAAGGGUCUACUGAAGACAUAUUAAACUGGCAUAUUCACAUAUGUUCAGCAAACAAUUUCCCCACUGCUGCUGGUCUGGCCUCCUCUGCUGCUGGGUAUGCAUGUCUGGUGUAUGCCCUUGGACAAGUUUAUGGUGUUGAAGGCGACUUGUCAUCAGUUGCUCGUCAAGGAUCUGGCAGUGCUUGCCGAAGUAUUUAUGGAGGCCUUGUGAGGUGGUACAAAGGAGAACUGGAUGAUGGCAGUGACUCCAUAGCGCAACCUAUUGCUCCAAAAGAUCAUUUUCCCAAUUUAAGAGUCAUUAUUUGUGUGGUCAGUUCUGGUCGUAAGAAGAUAGGUAGCACGGAUGGAAUGAGACAGACAGUUCUGACUUCAAAAUUAAUGCAGUAUCGCUUCACACAAUCUGUUGUGUCACGAAUGGAGUCCAUCCUAGAGGCAAUUGAAAAGAAGAAUUGGUCUGAUUUUUGUGAUUUCACUAUUGCUGAUAGCAAUGAAAUGCAUGCAGUUUGUCAGGACACUUUUCCUCCAUGUGUGUACAUGACAGACACUUCCCACACGCUGGCUAGCCUUGUUCAUCAGUACAAUGAUGUGAAAAUUUCUCAAGGCGACAUCAACCAUAAGGUGUGCUACACAUUUGAUGCUGGUCCAAAUGCUUGUUUGUUCGUCCCUGGAGCUGUUGUGGAUGAGGUCCUGGCACUGUUGCUUCGUGCCUUCCCGCCGUGUUCGUCACAAAAGUCUGAUGAAUAUGUCAAAGGCCUCUCGGCCCAUCCAGCUACUCUAUCUAAGGAGCUGAUGUCCUUGGUAACAGAUGAGACUGAGGCGGGAAAACUAAAAUACUUGAUUCACACCAAGGUAGGUGAUGGACCAAGGGUAAUUUCUGAUACUGAUUCAAGUCUUCUGGAUGAGACAACAGGUAUGCCCAAGCCAGCUGGUGGGGAGGCAUAGGGCUUAAUAAAUGAAAGUCAAAUAUGGAGUCCAUGCAGAAGGAUGCUGUCUGAGUAUCUGCAGAAGUUCUUGGUUGUUUCAGCAUGUCUAAAAGCAUGUAGACCCAAGGAUAAAUACAUUAUUUAAAGAAAACAUCAAACCCUCUUUAAUAAUAUGUAUAAUAUUUGUUUAAUUUGGAAUAAAUAAAACCAUAAGAUGAUGUAUGAUAUACUGACUGUUUAAUCAAUGAAGUCACAUAAUGCCAGUUUUUAUCACCUAAGUAUUCAAGACAGUGAAAUAGACAUUCAAGGAUAGCAGUUUUUUAAGAGAUUAGUUAAUGUGCAGUAUUUCUGAAUCUCAAAAUGGCAGCUAAUUAUUUUAUGUAAGUCUGGGAAAUGGGUAUAUGUAUAUCAAAAAGGAAAUAUGUGCAAGAUGUGGUAUGAGUGAGAGAAUGUAAUGUGGAGGGGUAUGAUCAAAUCUUACAUGAGACAGUUCAACAAAGUUUAUUUUCCAAUAGUCAGGGGCUGCCAUAAAUAUUAUUUGGUUAGGCUAUGUUGGGCUUGGUUGGGUUUGGUUGGGUAAGUUUUAAAAUUCAUUAACGAACUGUCUUGUAUACGAUGUGACUCAUAUUCAGUUGGAGUCUGUGAAGCACAAUACACUGAAGUGCUGUUUACGUGAUAAUAGGAUACCAGAGAAUUGUUUAACCCAAGUGAAAUAAAGGAAUAAUCAUAUAGUAGAGGCAGACAACCAGUAUCCUGCAAUGGAAGUAUUAAACAUUAUAUGAAAGGAAGGGUGGGGAAGAAGUUGGGGAGCUUUGAAGAGUGAAAUGUUUGUGUGGUGAUAUCCCCCUUGGAUAAAUUUCUGCUGUGGCCACCCCUUAGGGGGAGGAUUCCUAUGAAGAAGAGUAGCAUUGGACUAUAGGUAGAAUAUUUUGUUGCAAUCAGCCAUAUGCAUUAAAUACUGUAUCUAUUAUUUACAAAAUUGAAUUAAUGCAUUUAUGAUAGAACUUGGCAAGUGUUUUGACUAAUAUGGUGAGCUUGUAUGAUAUUUAUCUGCUAUAACUACACAAAAAUUGGUCUGCAUAAUACAAAAUUAACGUGGGCCUACUGUACUUAAUUGAUAAAUAAUUUUAAAUUAACCUAACCUUACCUACUUCUGGAUAGGUUAAGGUAUAAUAAUAAUUGGUCUCAUCAAUUUAGGUAAGUUUGAUUGUUAAGUUUGUAUUAUUAUACAUUUUUAGUGUACUAAUACACUAGUGUUUGGUUGCUAAGUUUGUAUUAGUAUACAGUAUUAGUGUGUAUGACAUGUACAGUAUACUAUGUCAGAAACAAAAAGUCUGGGACUAAUCUAGUUCUCUCUAAUUAGUGUUCAUUUGGUCACCCAACUAGUUACUGGUCACACUUAACCUGACUCUCAAACAUGUACGUCAUCCAUAAGCAUAGAGUGUAUAAUAUACAGUUCGGUAACAGGGUUGUUAAUUUGAUAAAAAUACAAAUAGGAUUCCUUUAUUAAUUCAAGCAAAGGUUAGACAUAUACUGUACAUGAAUGAGUUUGGGUGGAUAGGAGCUGCCUCGUAUGGGCCAAUGGGCCUUCAUUCUUAUGUUCUUAUGUAAGUGAUGUAUACCGAGUGAAAGGUGUGCUUCAAUCCACAGGACAUGUUGCUUGAAAUAAAAUUAAUUUGUAAUACAAAAAUGAUCUUUAACAGGUGCCUGCUUUACUCGUUUCAGUUUUGUGAUAAAAUGUAUGAAUAUUUUCACCAUGUCUUAUUUUAAGGUGUAUGGUAUGUAUGUAGAGAUUUUGUUGACAGAUCACUGGUUCAAAAUGUGCAAAGAACUGUACUACAUUAUAAUAGUGCCUUCAGUAUUUUUGUGGGUUCUUUCUUACCAAGAAGCUUUGUGAAAGUGUGUGUGUGUGUUGGUGUUACUUCACUUCCGAAUAUUAUUGUUACAACCAAUAAUUGUAAUAGUAUAUUACUUAGCUCUUUGCUCUCAAAUUAAUCCUAUGCUGCAUAUUAGUAUGAUGUUGUGUGAUGGUUAUCUGUUGGUCAUUGCCAAAAGGAAUAAAUAUAGCUGCAAACCCUUUCCCGGGUAGCAGUUGUGACCAGUUAAACUGUGUGCUACACACUGCCAGAUUAAUAAGUAAUGAUGUACAUUGAUUUCCAUCUUCAAACCAGAUACAAAAAAUUAAUGUUCAUGAUAGUUUUAUGAAUACUGAAUUUAGAUAAACAAUUUAUAGGAAAAACUGAUUUCCAAUGUUGAAAAAGUAUUGAUGACACUAAAUGGCAACUAAGAGGAACUUUUAGAAAGUAUUUAUUGUUGGUAUUUGUAUACUAAAAUAGCUAAUUUAUUAGUGCAUUAUGCACCAAAUAUAUAUUCUGCUUGGUUAAAGAAAUACACAUUGAAUAUGAAAAUUAAGUGAAGUUCAAACCAGAAUUUAUUGGAUUAAAUGUACAAAAAGGCUCAAGAUCAAUGUAUAGAUUGAUCAAAAUAAAAAUAUGCACAAUGCUGUACUGUAUAUUACAAAAACCAAUUGUGUGUGCAUAUUGUGCAGGGAUGUGCUAAAGUAAAGGAAAGAAAUGGUAAAAAAAAAGUUGCACUUGGAUGCAUUAUACAACAUACUGUGUAUGAUGUAAAUUGUGCAUGGAUACAUCCUGCAAUAUGCCAUGUUGUCAGUUUCAGUUGGAUACAUCUUGCAACAUACCAUACUAUAAGUUGCACUUGAAUACAGCCAUCGAUAUGGAAUGCUGUAAAUAACACCGGAAUGCAACAUGCAGUGCUAUAAGUUGCACUUACAUGCAUCCUGUAACAUUAUAUCCUGUUAGUUGCACUUUGAUAUAUUUGCAACAUGAUUAACAUUACUGGAAACUUGUGUUCCUGUGUGCAUUGCACUGCAACACUGCUUGCCACUUCUAUGUUUUUCUCGUGUUGCAGUGAUAUCUGGAGCUUUGGUUGUGGUGCAGUGCUGUCUUAUCAAUUAGUAAUUCAGUAGAUGUGGACUAAUUAAGGAUAAAUUGGAGCAUUCCUUACCAGUAUUAAAAAAUCAUUGGGAUGUUUUAUCACCCAACUGGUUAUAAAAGCAUUUAUUAGUUCAAACCACAUGAUAUGUUAUUUUUAUUAUAACCAUUAUAUUGCAGUUUGCCUUGGAAUUUUAAGUAUAAUAAGCUGAAACUGUGUUACAUUCAAAGUAACCAAAGUUAUUCUUUUGUAAACAAGUUUCUUCCAAGAGAUAAUGAAAAUAGCUGACACAUGUGUGUUACUUCUGCUUGGAGACUUACACCCGUUAUUUCUUCAGGUGUCAAUCUAGCACUACCUCUUUACUGUAAUUUUAUUGCAAAAAUUUGCAAUUCGAGUAAGUACUGAAGUAACGCAAACAGGUUUCCCUAGAUUUUUAUAUUCUCCCUCGUGUAAGAAAAUGGUAACUACUGCAUGUAUGUGAUAGCAAAACAGUAUUAUCAGUUUAAUGUUUGAGGAACUCCAUAAAAGGUCUUCCAUCUCUAAAUGUGACUGAAAUGUCUAGGAAUGACUUGCACUGCAGCUAUUCCUACAUGGAUUGAGAGUUCCCUAAAGAAAACAAUGCCUAUAGGAGAAAUAUUAGAUAUAACUAAUAAACCACAAUAGUACUAAGACAACAGGUUUCCAUAAAGUACUGCAAUAUAAUGUGAUUUUUAUAGUAAAUUUGGGAUAUAUAUUUUUGUGUAGGUUUUGAAACGGUUGAUACUUUAACUACUGUUAUAAUAGUGUAACCAUUCAGGCUAGAAAAUAUUGUGCCUAUACUUGUUAUUGAUAAUAAUAUUCUUGUUACUGAUAUUAAUAGGCUUGAUAUUGAUAUUAGUAGGCAUGUUAUUAAUAUUGAUAUUAAUAGGCAUGUUUAUCAAUAGGCUUAUUGAUAUUAACCCUUCCACUGUGCGACACGACUGGGGUUCAUCUAGCGUAUUAUUAAUAACCUGUGCAAUAUGGCUCGAGAAGUAUUAAAGUACAGUGGAACCUCGGUUGCCGAAUUCCCCGCUUUACGAAAUUUUGGUAUAGGAGCUCAAUUUCUUUGUAAAAUUUGACUCGGUAUUUGAGGUUUGCCUCACUUCUCGAGUUGAUACACAUAUGGGUCUACCCACAAGUAAGGUGUGUGUCAGUUUGCCAGUGUGUCCCGCCUAGUGACGACCGCACUUGAAUUCUUUGUGAAGAAUUUUAUUGUUUUUGUGCUUUUUUGGUUUCUGAACAUGAAAGUAAUUACAGUAUUAUAUAUCAUGCCAUGGGUCCCAAGAAAGUCAGUGGUAAAGUUCAAC